Necator americanus (New World hookworm) is the source of this 492-nucleotide messenger RNA. RefSeq lists its product as uncharacterized. NCBI's taxonomy places the organism in Eukaryota, Metazoa, Nematoda, Chromadorea, Rhabditida, Ancylostomatidae. The transcript has a single exon. Bases 1 to 492 code for a protein of 163 amino acids. The record is from RefSeq and is a predicted model, not a curated record.
AUGACACCAUCGACUCCCACGAAACUACACCAAUGGACAAAACUGAGAAAAUUCUCGGCAUCCAGUGGAGCACAACAACCGACACCCAUCUGCCUACCUUCAGUUCAAGAACAAGUAUCACAUCCGACAAAGCGUCACGUGUUGAAAAUAGUUGCAUCCAUCUUCCCCCUUGGGCGUCAUCUCUCCAGUCACCGUGAAAGCGAAGAUCUUCCUUCAGAGCUUAUGGAAAGACAACUUGCAAUGGGAUCAAAUUUUGCCUUCUCACAGUCAACAACAGUGGAACGACAUUACCAGUUCAUGGACGACCUUAUUCCUCGAAAUACCACGACGACUCCUCACAGCUUCAAAGCGCCGGAUCUCAUCCCAACUACACAUCUUCACGGACGCUUCACAAGCCGCCUAUUGCACUGUCGCCUACCUACGAUCAACAACCGACAAAGGAGCAGAUAUCAAACUCCUUAUGGUAAGAAUACGACUAUCUCCGCUACAUAG